AUGGAAUUUUUGUCUAGUAUUAUUAUUAUUUUUAUAUUUAUUCCAUCGUAUUUAUGUCUAAAUAAUUUAACUUAUGUAUUUUCACAUACAGCGACAAGUGAUAUAAAUGUAUUAGUAAGUUCGAAUGGUUUAAUAUUAACAAAUACAGCAUAUGUAAAACGUUUAUCAUCAUCGACUGUUGAUUUACUUCAAUCAACAGAAAAACUUUUAAAUGCUACUGAUGUUCAAUCAAUUGUAUUUGGAUGGAAUACAGGUGAUUGUUCAUAUCCAUCAGCAAUAGCUCUGAAGUAUCCAACAAAAUAUAUAAGUAUUCCAAUAUGUUUUACUCAUGUUUCUUCAUUAAACAAUAUUUUACGAUUGACAGUUACAAGUGAAGAAUUAGGACAAGCAGCUGUAUCAUUUAUGAAUUAUUAUUCUUUACAUUAUUUUUCAAUGAUAUUAAGUGAUUCGAAUGAAUUUUAUUUGAAUUUAGCACAAAAAUUUUCGAGUUAUUUAUCUCAAAAAUCUUAUAUUUUUGAAAAAUUAAUAUCUGUAUCAAAUUUUUCAUCAUCAUCAUCAUUAAUUUAUUCACUAAGAAGUAGAGUCUUUUUUAUAAUAUGUUCAUAUGAUGAAGAAACCUCACUCUAUCCAAUUAUUUCAUCUUCUUAUCAAUCAGUAUCGUCAACAAUGAGAAAUGUUAUUUUUAUAUUUAUUCGUUGGUCACAUCAUUUUGUUAGUUUUUAUACUACACAAUUUUUACCUAAUGUAACAUUAUAUGGACCAUCAUAUAUUCCUAUUCUUCAUCUAUUACCAAUGGAUAGUAGUAUGACAAAUAAUUUAGAUGAUAUGAUUUCAACGUAUGAACAAGACAUAUUUAAUCCUACAUCAAAUAUGACAUUUUCUGAUGAUAUUAUUUUUAUUUUGAGUGAACUUGAAAGUGUUGAUUUGUUACGACAAAUAUCAAUAAUAGAUUUUCCAUUAACAAAUCGAUCAACUAUGUUUGGUCAAAUUACAUUUGAUAAUAAUCAACAACGUUCAUUUAUUUAUUCAUUAAUUGGUCGACAAUGUAAUGGUAGUUGGGCUAUUUUAAAAUCUAUUGAUUCAGUAUUAAUAAAUGUUAAUACUAAUUUAAAUGUAUGUAUUAGUUAUCAAUUUGAUGAUACAAUAGCAACGAUAACACCAGAAGAUAGCGGUUGGCGCAUUCUUCGUAUUGCACUUUUUACAUUAUUGGGUGUAGCUCUUGCAUGUGCUGCUGGACUUAUUGCUUUCUUUAUCGUCCGAAAUCAACGUAAUCGUAAACAAUUUUCUAAAGGUCCAAAUAAAAUUAUAUUAUUACCCGAUGAUUUAAUGUUUGUUAUGCCAAAAGGUUCAAUAUUUACAAGCAAAGUUAAUUUAAAAAAUGAGCCACAUGAACGUAGUAAUGUAUCUAUACGUAGUGAAGAAAUUCAAGCAGGAAAAACAGCUCGUUAUAAUGGUGAUUUAGUUGAAGUCAAAAAAUUACACAUUGGUCCAUUAUCACUUCGUACAAAAGUUAUGCGUGAAUUACGACAAUUAAAAGAUUUACGUCAUGAAAAUGUUAAUACAUUUCUUGGACUUUUUAUUGAUCAAAAUGCACCAGCAUUGAUAUUUGAAUAUGGUCAUCGUGGUAGUCUUGAAGAUAUUCUCAAGAAAGAAGAAAUAAAACUUGAUUGGAAUUUUAAAUGGUCAAUGCUUAAUGAUCUUGUUCGAGGUAUGAGAUAUUUGACAAAUUCACCUAUACGUUGUCAUGGAAAUUUAAAAUCAAGAAAUUGUAUUGUUGAUUCACGUUGGGUAUUAAAAGUAACAGAUUAUCAUUUAAAUGAAAUGUAUACUUUACAAAAUGCUCCAAGACAAGUUGAAAUAGUUGAUCUUUUAUGGAUGUCACCUGAACAUAUUCGUACAGCAAUCAUUAAAAAUGAUGUUGCUACAGUAAUGACAAGUUCAGCAGCUGGUGAUGUUUAUAGUUUUGGUAUUAUUAUGCAAGAAGUUAUUCUUCGUGGACCACCAUUUUGUAUGCUUGAUCUUACCCCACAAGAAAUUAUUGCUAAAAUAAAAAAACCACCACCACUAUUACGACCAUCUGUAUCGAAACAAACCGCACCACCUGAAUAUAUUAAUUCAAUGAAACAAUGUUGGGCUGAACAAGCCGAAACACGACCAUCAUUUAAUGAUCUUGCUCAAUCAAUUAAAUCACUUAAUGGUGGAAAAAAAGUAAAUAUUGUUGAUACAAUGUUUAAAAUGCUUGAACAAUAUUCAAAUAAUUUGGAAGAUUUAAUUAAAGAACGAACAACACAACUUGAAGAAGAAAAGAAAAAAACAGAUAAAUUAUUAUCACAAAUGUUACCACCGAGUGUUGCUGAGAGUCUUAAAUCGGGUAAAGCUGUUGAAGCUGUAUGGUAUGAAUGUGUAACAAUUUAUUUUUCUGAUAUUGUGGGAUUUACAACAAUAUCAGCAUUGAGUAGUCCAAUGGAAGUUAUUGAUUUACUCAAUGAUUUAUAUACAAUGUUUGAUUCAAUUCUAGAAGAUUUUGAUUGUUAUAAGGUUGAAACUAUUGGUGAUGCAUAUAUGGUUGUUAGUGGUCUACCAAUUGAAAAUGGUAAGAGACAUGCUUCAGAAAUAGCUAUCAUGGCAUUAACAUUAUUACAUGCUUGUGGUAAAUUUAAAAUUCGUCAUAUGCCUGGUGUACCAUUACAAUUACGUAUUGGAUUACAUUCGGGUGCAUGUGUUGCUGGUGUUGUUGGUCUUAAAAUGCCUCGAUAUUGUCUGUUUGGUGAUACAGUUAAUACAGCUUCUCGAAUGGAAUCAACUGGCAUGGCUUAUCGUAUUCAUUCAAGUGAAACAACUGCUGGAUUAUUAGAAGAAAUUGGUGGUUUUCAGUUAGAAUAUCGUGGAAUUACAGAAAUUAAAGGUCGAGGUAACUAUAAAACUUAUUGGCUUACAGGAAAAGAUGGUUUUGAUAAAGAAUUACCACCACCGGUUAUAUCUGAAAAUAAUCAUGGUCUUGACAAAGAAUUAGUUAAAUUAGCUGAAAAAAAUGCACGUGAACGGGAAAAACGUGAACGAGAAAAACGUGAACGUGAACCUCAAGAAAAACAAGCACCACCACCACCAAAAACAACAACAACAACAACAACAACGUUACCAGUUAAUAAUCAUAUACAAGUUCAACCAACUAUUGAAACUAUUGCUUCAGAUCAAAAACCAAAAAAAACUAGAAAUUCUUAUGUUACAAUGACUAAUAAUAUUAAUCAUGAUAUGAAUAAAACAGAAGAUUUAUUAAGAUUUACACCACCACCUGAUGCACCAUCAUCAUUAACAUCAAAUUCAACAAAUAAACAUCCAUCACCUAAUGAACUUCCAGCUAAAUUACAACAAAUGGAUGGACCUAGUGGACCUGUAAGAAAGUCAACGAAAGCAAAAUGGUAA
Messenger RNA from Rotaria sordida, 3423 nucleotides. The record is from the annotation of a GenBank genome assembly. Lineage: Eukaryota; Metazoa; Rotifera; Eurotatoria; Philodinida; Philodinidae.